AUGGUAUUUUUAUUUAUUCUUAAAUUAAAUAAUUAUACAAAAUCAGGUGCUGAUGUCACCCCUGCAGAGGCUUUAAAAUUUGUAAAUAGCAAAAUGACAAAAUCGAAUCAAGUUAACAAAAAGCCACAUAUUAAUACUAUGAGUAAGAAGGAUGUGAAUGUAUAUGAGGUGAAAACCGGUAUUUACGCAUAUGCAUCGGGACUGGCAGUUGAUACUGAUGGAAGCGAUCCCGAUGAUGACCCCGACCAUCAGGAUGAAACCAAGUGGAAGGAUUCGGACGGAGACAGUAUUGGGGCGCAUCGUAGUAGUAAUGGAACCCCCCCAGUCGGCAACAAACGCCCAAGUCGGCAACAUAAUGCCAAAACCCCAGACUCAAAUUCCCAUUUUUUCUUUCACCUUUUUCCUUUUCCUUUUAUUCGAUAGUUAUGUUUUCUCUGCUUGUAAAAGUGGAGAAGACAUACACACCUU
Meloidogyne enterolobii is the source of this 468-nucleotide messenger RNA. The record is from the annotation of a GenBank genome assembly. NCBI's taxonomy places the organism in Eukaryota, Metazoa, Nematoda, Chromadorea, Rhabditida, Meloidogynidae.